Molecule: messenger RNA, 339 nt
Organism: Linderina pennispora
Lineage: Eukaryota; Fungi; Kickxellomycota; Kickxellomycetes; Kickxellales; Kickxellaceae
Exons: 1
Source: RefSeq, a predicted model, not a curated record
AUGCCGGCCAGUGUAUCUAUCAACUCUGAUGCAGAAAAGGGCAAGCAAUAUGGCAGCUAUCAGUGCACGCCUCGCGAGAAGCAAGUGCUGAAGAAGAGUACAUUCGCAAGGCCGAUAUACGUUUGGCUGUAUUCAUCUGCCUGGGCUACAUUUCUACAUUUCGCAACUGGAGCAUUGCGAGUUACGCCAAGAUUGAAACCAUGGAGAAACAGCGGAACAUGUACAAAACACAAUACAACACGCUGUACAUUGUGUUUCAGUUCCCAUUCAACCUACUGUUCCGCAAGGUUGGUGUAAGCUAUGUUCCUAUUCUCAGGGGUUCUCAGCGUAUGUAACCUG